Messenger RNA from Oikopleura dioica, 408 nucleotides. The record is from the annotation of a GenBank genome assembly. Lineage: Eukaryota; Metazoa; Chordata; Appendicularia; Copelata; Oikopleuridae.
AUGACACAAAGUCAGAGCAAGACCAAAAAAUCUGUCGUAGACCGACCAGGACCGUCUUCCCAUCACCAAGAGGAAGAUUUGAUAGGGUUUGGACUAAAUCAUCUUCAACACGCUAAUGGUACAGCUUCUCUGGGUCAUUCUGCUGGAGUUGUAAGCAAUCUAAAAAACAAAGGCAAAAAAUUUAUCGACGGCAUUUUCAAUAAUUCCAGGUCGAAGCAUCUCGAGACAUUCCCUGAUUAUAAUCCCGACAGACCCGAUGCAGUCAGUAGGAAACCUACAGGGUCGAUGCAACGUAAACAAAUGAGCGGAGUUUUACAUUUAUCUGAAGGAAAGCACAGAACGAAUGGAAACGGAUUGAGACCGGCCAGUUCAAACUCUUCAAUUGACUCGAGACCUCCAUGGAAAUAA